Messenger RNA from Vidua macroura (Pin-tailed whydah), 5598 nucleotides. It is a transcript of the gene TIE1, whose product is annotated as tyrosine kinase with immunoglobulin like and EGF like domains 1. Gene Ontology annotation, cellular component: signaling receptor complex. Gene Ontology annotation, molecular function: protein binding; transmembrane receptor protein tyrosine kinase activity; ATP binding. Lineage: Eukaryota; Metazoa; Chordata; Aves; Passeriformes; Viduidae. Gene Ontology annotation, biological process: multicellular organism development; positive regulation of kinase activity; protein phosphorylation. Bases 702 to 4196 code for a protein of 1164 amino acids. The record is from RefSeq and is a predicted model, not a curated record. The transcript is spliced from 23 exons.
GCUCCCCGGGGGACAGCCCGUGCAGGGCUGCUCCCGACGGCUCCUGGAGUCAGGGCCGUCUCCAAACAAUGGGUGGAGAGCAGGAAACGCCGCAUGGGAAACAGGAUUUGGCUCCGCCGCCGCCGCCAGCCACGGCCCCUUGGCCCCUUUCCUUUCCCUGCUCCAGAGAGCCCUUCCCACAGCCAUCAGCCACGGCGCUGCACCGAGGGGAUGGGGAUGCCGCCGCCCGGGCGGGCUGGGGCAUGAGGCACUCUGAACCUUGGACAAAAAGCAGGGUCGGGACACCUCCUGCCUGGGCUAGGGCCUCAGCAUGGCUCAGGGAACCCUGAGCUCGCAGCCCUAGCCCUGGAGGGGUGGGCGGGUGCCUUUUUCUGGAAGAGCUGCCACCAGGCAGGGGACCCCAGUGGCCCCUUGGCCAGCAAGCCCUGCUCCUGAGCAGCUGGCUGGCCACGGAGCCAGCAGAAACGGGGGCAUCUCUCAGUCCGUGUCCAGGCUAUGCACCACAGGAGGUUGUCCCAGCUGCCCUGGAAGUCAAGCAACAGCACGGAGAAGAGAUGGGGGGCACGGGCAGGGAGCAGUGGACCUGAGGUGCUGCUCACGUGGACCUCCUAGGCAGCCACAGCCUCCAGCUCUGACCUCCAUAGCCAGGAAAUGCUGGGGAUUUUCUGACCUCUGCCAGAUUUGGAACAAGCUCCAAGGACAUGGGACUCCAGCUUUAUCUUCUACUUCUCUUCCCACAUCUGGCAGGGGCCAUCCUGGACAUCACCCUGAUUGCCAACGUGCAGAGCCUGUCCCACUCCGACUUCUUCCUCUCCUGUGUCAUGGGGGAGCACGACGUGAGCUACCUGCAGAUCGAGCGGGAGAACAAGAUCGUGAUGACACAUCCCAAAAUGGGCUUCCAAAACUACCGCAACCGCAGCAACCAAGUCCAGGCCAGGGGCUUCUCUAAGGCUGACCUGGUGGGGAUCCUCUACUGCCUGGGGCGCACCCCGACCGAGCAGGCCCAGGUGGUCUAUGUGCACAACAGCCACAAUGCCCACCUCUUCCCAGUGAAGGCCACACAGUCUGUGAAUGUUGCUGAGGUGGCCACCUUCUCUGCCAGGAUCCUCAAGAGGAAGGAGACAGAUGUUAUGUGGAAAAGAAACGGCACCUACUACCAAACCACGGACCGGGGCGAGGUGCAGGAUGACCGUGUCGUCCUGACACUCCCCAAUGUCAGUGUCAAUGAAAAUGGUGUCUACAGUGCCACAUUCAUGGGGGACAGCCCUCUGUGGAGUGCCUUCUACCGCCUCAUCGUGAGAGCCUGCCCUGCGAAGAAAUGGGGACCAUCCUGUGAGAAGGACUGUCCCGACUGUCUGAACGGCGGCAUCUGUCACGACCACGUUGGCGAAUGCAUCUGCCCUCCAGGGUUCAUGGGCACCCGCUGUGAGAGAGCCUGCCGGGAAGGCCAGUUUGGCCGCAACUGCCAGGAGACGUGCCAGAGAGCCCAGGGCUGCCGGGGGCUGAGCUUCUGUCUUCUCGACCCCUAUGGCUGCUCCUGCGCCUCGGGCUGGAGUGGCUCCCGCUGCGACCAAGCCUGUCCCUCAGGAUUCUACGGCCCUGACUGUGCCCUGGAGUGCACCUGCCAAAACGGAGGCAGCUGUAACCGCUUCAGUGGCUGUGUCUGCCCCGCAGGCUGGCAUGGGCAGCACUGUGAGAAGUCAGACCGGUUUCCCCAGAUCAUCCAACUGGCCUCAGAGCUGGAGUUCAACCUGGGCUCAGAGCCCAUCAUCAGCUGUGUGGCCAUUGGCAACCCACUGCCCACCAGGGACAGCGUGGAGCUGCGCAAGGCUGAUGGCACCGUGCUCAAGGUCAUCAAAACCAUCAUCGAGCCGAAGCAGAUCACCUGCGAGUUUGAGGUGAGGCACCUGACAAAGGCAGACACGGGGCUCUGGGAGUGCCGAGUCUCCACAACUGGGGGCCAGGACAGCCGGAAAGUCAAGGUCAAUAUCCGAGUGCCACCAGUGCCCUUGAGCGCCCCCCGGCUCUUGGCCAAGCAGAGUCGCCAGCUGGUGGUGUCACCUGUGGACAGCUUCUCUGGUGAUGGACCCAUCACCUCCAUCAAGCUCUUCUACAAGCCCAAGGAUGACAAUUCAGCAUGGUCAUCCAUUGUAGUCGACAACAGCGAGAACAUCACCCUCAUGAACCUCCGGCCAGUGACCGCCUACAUCGUCAAGGUGCAGCUGAGCCGGCCAGGGGCCGGUGGGGAGGGCAGCAAGGGUCCCGAAGCCAUCAUGGUGACUGACUGCCUUGAGCCCACAGUCAAGCCUGUGAUCGAAGGCUGGUCCAUAGAAGAGAAAAAUAUGCUUCAUGUCAACUGGAAGUUGCCAAGCAACCAUGAGCCAGCACAUGGGUUUAUUGUCCACCUCUUUGACUCUGCAAAGCGGUUGGUCUCUGAGAAAAAUGUCACAUCCAUCUCUGUGCUCUCUGCCCGCAUCGGGGACUUGGAGUUUAACAAGGAGUACAGGCUGGAGGUGCUGGUGUACCACUGCACCAGCCUGGGGCCACCCUCUGACCCCUAUAAGAUCAUGAUCAACAGUAAAGGGCCCUCCUCCCCGCAGUUGCUCUCGGCAGAGCCCGUGUCCGACACUGCUGUCAGGCUCUCCUGGCAGGUGCCCGAGUACCCCAACGGGGGCAUCACCAAGUACAUCGUGGAGCUGCAGCAGGUGGGGAGCACCAGUGAACCCCAGUGGAUUGACACCGACAGCGGCGCCGAGACCACCAAGAUCAUUGGGGGCCUCAAUUCCAGCACCAGCUACCAGUUUCGUGUCCGUGCCAACUCCCAUGUUCCAGGGGAAUGGAGCCUGCCCGUGAAAGCCAAGACCCUCGGGGAUGGAGUGCUGAGCGUGCCGCCCAGCCUGGGCAGCCAGAGCACUGAGCAGGCAGGAACAGACCAGCAGCUGCUCUUGGCCAUUGUUGGCUCUGUGUCCGUCACUUGCUUCACCAUCCUCUUUGCUCUCCUGGCACUUUUCCUCAUCAAGAAGAAUUUUUUCCACCGGCGCCGCACCUUUACAUACCAGUCUGGAUCGGUGAGUGCCGCCUGCCCCACCAGGACCGUGUCCCCUGCUCCCCACGUCCCAGCCCGAUCCAGGUCACGUUCCAUAGCCUCCAGUCCGGAUGCAGCCAGACCUCACUUCCACGCGGAGAGGGGGGAAGAGACCAUCUUACAGUUCAACUCAGGGACCUUGACCCUGACACGCCGGCCCAAGCCACAGCCUGAGCCCCUCAGCUACCCCAUCCUGGAGUGGGAAGACAUCAAGUUUGAGGACAUGAUUGGAGAGGGCAAUUUUGGGCAGGUAAUCAGGGCCAUGAUCAAAAAGGACGGCCUGAAAAUGAAUGCAGCCAUCAAGAUGCUGAAAGAGUUUGCUUCAGAGAAUGACCAUCGGGACUUUGCCGGGGAGCUGGAGGUGCUGUGCAAACUGGGCCAUCACCCUAACAUCAUCAACUUGCUGGGUGCCUGUGAGAACAAGGGCUACCUGUACAUUGCCAUUGAAUAUGCUCCAUAUGGAAACCUCCUCGACUUCCUCCGCAAAAGCCGAGUUUUGGAGACAGACCCAGCUUUUGCCAAGGAGCAUGGCACUGCCUCCACCCUCACAUCCCAGCAGCUCCUCCAGUUUGCUUCAGACGUGGCCAAGGGGAUGCAGUACCUGAGUGAGAAGCAGUUCAUUCACAGGGACCUGGCAGCAAGAAACAUUCUGGUGGGAGAAAACCUGGCCUCCAAAAUUGCUGACUUUGGCCUCUCCAGAGGGGAGGAGGUCUAUGUCAAGAAGACAAUGGGCCGUUUGCCAGUUCGAUGGAUGGCCAUCGAGUCCCUCAACUAUAGUGUGUACACCACCAAGAGCGAUGUGUGGUCAUUCGGUGUCCUGCUCUGGGAGAUUGUCAGCUUGGGGGGGACACCAUACUGCGGGAUGACGUGUGCCGAGCUCUAUGAGAAGCUGCCCCAGGGAUACCGCAUGGAGAAGCCGCGCAACUGCGACGACGAGGUGUACGAGCUGAUGCGGCAGUGCUGGCGGGACCGCCCCUACGAGCGCCCUCCCUUCGCCCAGAUCUCCAUGCAGCUCAUCCGCAUGCUGGAGGCCAGGAAGGCCUACGUGAACAUGGCCCUGUUCGAGAACUUCACCUACGCGGGGAUUGAUGCCACCGCCGAGGAGGCAUGAGGCUGUGCUGGCACCGCUCAGAGGGUCAAUGCUGGCCCCAGCCUGCUGGAACAGUGCUGUGGGGACAAGGGGCUGCUCGUCCACUCCAGGGCCAAGCAGCCAAAUGGCAGUGUCCCUUCCCAAGAGUGCCUUCCCUGCAGCAGGACUGUGCUGUCCCCUCCCUGGCAUGGUGCCAGCCACUAACAGCCCCACACUGUUGGGACAUGCUGGGGUGGCCCCCAAGGACAAGCAGCAGCACGGUGCUGGCAGCAGAGCAGGCAGGAGAGGGCCUCCCUCAGGAGACAGGGUACUGCCUAAGCCCACGGACACAAAUACUCAAGCUUUGGGCAAGAGGAGGAAGGAGCAACACAGCAACUGCCUGCCCUGCAGCCCUCAGCAUGCUCUGGGCCUGAAGUGGUGCCAGGGGUUGUGAGCAGUGCUGCUGGCAUGGGAUGGGGCCACCCUGGCAGGUGCAAAAGGACAGUGUUGGCUGUGCACAGCCUCCAGCUCUGCAGUGGCCCUUCGGAGGUGUCAGCUCUGCCUUACAGACAAUAAAGAUCAUGCAACAGCCAGGUCCAGAGGAGUGUUGGUGGGGACCCACUUCUGCCCUGCUGACAGCACUGGGGAACAGGAUGUGAGGGCCCAGUGAUCUACUGCUGUGGUGGGCACUCCUCAGAAUCCUCUUCCCACUGGGAUCCUCUGAUAAUUCCCCAGGAAUGUCCCAGCAUUCCUAGACAAGUCCCAGGUCUCAUCAUGGUAUGGAGAUGGGUUUUCUUAGGAUCCAACUGGGAUCUUUCCCCACACACACAAUUUAAAACUUGGUCUUGUCCCCAAAGGGAUAUGGAGAGCAGACUAUGUCCUUCCUAUGCACAGCUGCCUCUUGCAUGCUUAGAAAUUGUUCCUGCAGCUUCCCCUCAGCUGGCUGGUCUUUAAAGGGAUGGCCCUGCCCCUCCAGCUGGGUCCUGUGGAGCUGUGCAACUCCACACCCUUCCCACCCUGGCCAGCUGGCACCUCCCAGUACUGUGCCGAGCCAUCAGGUAACUUCCCACCUCUGGCAAAGUGACAGCUGCGUUUGACCAGCCUGCUCGAACAUGUGCUGCCAGGGUGAGGCUCAAGUGCCCAUCCCUCGAGGGCUGCCUGGGCUCUGCGCUGACCCUCCUGGAGGAGCUCCUGUCCCAGGCUUCGGUUCCUCACCUGCACUGCUCCUGUGCAUUACCCUGAGAGUGGUUGGACUUCAUCUCUUCUGGCUUCAGCUUGCUCAGCCCUGGACAUGCCAUCCAGCUGUCUGUCUAUCUGUCUUCUGCAGUCCCAUGUGCAAGAAGCAACAGUGGCUCCUGCAGAGCCUGGUAUCCCUGCUGGAGACAGGGACAUUUGUACUGACCUUCUGGGCAAGCGUCUUUUAUCCCCAGAAGGUCUCUGAACC